Molecule: messenger RNA, 1440 nt
Organism: Naegleria fowleri
Lineage: Eukaryota; Heterolobosea; Eutetramitea; Acrasida; Naegleriidae
Exons: 3
Coding region: 1-1440 (479 amino acids)
Cellular component (GO): membrane
Molecular function (GO): transmembrane transporter activity
Source: RefSeq, a predicted model, not a curated record
AUGGCUUCUCUUCCUCGACCAGAUGCUGAGAGUAGCGCGACACAACUCUCCAUAAAAUCCAAUCAAGAUUAUGAUGCUUCUUCAAUAAUGAUAAAAACGAAUUCACAACCACAUGCCAUGAUUAUCGGAGCAACGAAUAAUGACGACACUCUUGAUGAGGAAACCAUGUUCAUUAAAAAUCAUAAUGACGAUGAUCUUGAUGAACAACAUAAUUUUAAAACAAUUAUUAUUGAUGAACACCCACUUUCAAUACAGGAAGCGCAUGAUGAGUCGCCGAUAGAAACAUCCAAGAAGGGAAUAUUGGAAAAACUGAAAAAAGGAGCUCACUGGUUUUUUUCAUCCCAACUCUAUGCAAACUUGUUAAUGACAGGAACUUUAUUUACAUUUGGAGGUUUUUGUGUAUUGGCACCCAAUCCUAUUCGAGCUUUUCAACCACCUAUUUUUGCAUUUGUACGAGUUUCUCUUAUUACGAUAGUACUGUUUUUUCUCUCGAUAUUUGUUGACAGAAAUUAUUCUUUUAGGUCUGAGAGAGCUCUUUCAAGGUACAACAAUCCAAUAAUUCGAUACAUCAAAAAGAAAACACCUACUUUUAAAAUGUUUAAGAGCUUGUUUAUAUGUGGCUCUAUGAAUACAAUUAACAUGAUAUUUUUUGUCAUUGGACUUAACAUGACGAACGCAACUGUUGCUGGACUUUUACAACCAUUCAUUGCAGAGGUCUGUAUAUUUUCCAUCUUGUUAAAAAGAGAGUCAAAAGGAAUUAUCAAAAUUUUAGGAGUUUUAAUUUCAUGUUUUGGAGCAAUAUCCAUGUUGGGAAUUUCUGCUCUUUUGAACGAAGAGGACGCCAUUACUGAAGAACAAGAUCCAGAAGAAUCUCCUCAGAAAUCCAUUUUACAAACCUUUUCAUUCACCAUUGGGAUGAUUUUCAUUUUCGUGAAUACGUUGGCCUAUUCCAUUUAUUUAAUCUUGUUGAAAAAAUUGACCAAAAAAGUGCCACCUGUGACCUUGAGUUUAUGGACAUUCUUUGGUGGACUUCUUAUUCCCUUUGUGGUUGCUUGUUAUUAUUAUCCUUCCUUUCAAUCUCAAAAAUUGGAUUCAAAUUCAUAUAUUGGACUUGCGUAUGCAGUAUUCAUUCAUGGUACAUUGAGUUUUGUGAUGAAUUCAAAGGCAUCAAGUCUUACCUCUCCAACAGUGAUUGGAAUUUAUAAUACUGUUUCACCAAUUGUGACCACCAUCAUGACAGUGACCAUUUCUGGAGAAACAGUUUCUCCAUGGAUCAUUCCAGGAGCCAUUGGAAUUCUUAUUGGACUUGCUUUAGUUAUUUUCUCCAAAUGGAGAGAGGAAAAGCAACGCCAAAAAGAAGAAGAGAUGGCUAUUGAGAAGCAAACACAACAGCAUCAGAGAGACGAAGAGCAACAAGAAUUGCAAGAUGAACAAUCAUAA